CUCGAGCAAUGCGGGCCCAAGGAUAUCGCUUGGCGCGGCCGUGGGCAUCGGUAUCGGCGCGACGGCACUGGUGCUGGUUGUUGUCGUGAUGUUGUUCCUCGUCGUCCGCUCAAGACGGAAAGGUCCCGGCGCUACAGGAUCCAGUAUAGAAAAGCCAUCUAUAACUGGUCCCAAGCUGAUCCAAGACAAUCCCUUCGAUGGCCAGGACAUGUCAUAUAUCUCCGACGGAGCGGAGCUGGGCACCGCUGGCGCCCCUCUCAACCGAUACGGCGGUGGUGCAGGCCAGCCAGGGACUAGUGGCUGGGUUAGUGAAGUCCCUGGCAGCUCGGGAUACGGACGUGUUGCCAAGGAUGGGGCCAUAGUGAGGAGCAACGAGUAUGCGUACGCCGAGCCCUACACGAAUAUGCGUCCGGACGGGAAUGACAUGGUAGCUGUCAACGGGAGUCAAUCUGCGGAGCUAGGCUGGUCGCGACCGCCAGCAGCAGAGGAUGCGAGGCGGCCAGCCGCGAAGGACGUGCCACCACCAGGGUAUUUCUGAGUAUAUCAUUUACAGGAGAGUCAGAAUUCAGAGUCCCUCUGCAUGCUCCCAGGGCAAGCAUCACGGCCCGCAGCACGUGAAUGCUACACAGCUUGGUGGUCGCUAUCUGCGAAUCGAAGUGAAGCCAAGCAAACGACACACUCCACACCAAGCUGAGUCGUCUAGCGAGGCGCUAUACUGCGCUCGUGAGACACAGAGCUAAUGGCUUAUCCAGCCUGCCCUGUCGUUACAGAAUGCAUAUGUACCCAAGCUCGCUCGCUUGCACUUUGUCGAGUGUGCCUCGGGAAAUUUAGGUCUACCACUAGCACUAGCCGCCUCCCUAUGCGAACGGUUGUGAGGUGGCCAAGGCACGAGACGAAUGGGAAGCCCGCGAGCUGUAAGGAAGCUGACGCGGCCCGUGGAUCACGAGUCUCUGUACAUGCAAUUCGCAGUAUAUUCCAG
Molecule: messenger RNA, 979 nt
Organism: Microdochium trichocladiopsis
Lineage: Eukaryota; Fungi; Ascomycota; Sordariomycetes; Xylariales; Microdochiaceae
Exons: 1
Coding region: 89-538 (149 amino acids)
Source: RefSeq, a predicted model, not a curated record